CUCCCACAAUUCACAGGGGGGCUUCAUUUCCUGACCACUUCCGCUCUCCGGUAUAAACCUUCCAAUCAGCGAGCUCUGAGUCGGCUGUAUCCAUGCGGUUUCCAGGAAGUGAGUUUAACCGGAAUUCCAACCGAGUCCACCCAGCUAUCUUCCUCUCCCACGUGAGCCCUGCUCUCACCACGCGCAGGGGAGAGCAAGCCGGCUCGAGUCUAGAGGCGACGUCACAGAGCGCCGGAGGAACUCGCACGAGAAGCGGCUGAAUCGCAGAGCCCGAGCGGAGCGGCGGAGCCAGAGGUGCCGAAGCGAUCACAGGGAAGAUGGCGGACGACCCGAGCGCAGCGGACAGGAACGUGGAGAUCUGGAAGAUCAAGAAGCUGAUCAAGAGCCUUGAAGCGGCCCGAGGCAAUGGCACCAGUAUGAUCUCCCUCAUCAUCCCCCCGAAGGACCAGAUCUCCCGAGUGGCCAAGAUGCUGGCGGACGAGUUUGGCACUGCCUCCAACAUCAAGAGCCGAGUCAACCGGCUGUCUGUGCUGGGAGCCAUCACCUCUGUGCAACAGAGACUCAAGCUCUACAACAAAGUGCCCCCCAAUGGCCUGGUGGUGUACUGCGGCACCAUAGUUACAGAGGAGGGGAAGGAGAAGAAGGUCAAUAUCGACUUCGAGCCGUUCAAGCCCAUCAACACCUCCCUAUACCUGUGUGACAACAAGUUCCACACUGAGGCUCUCACAGCGCUCUUGUCAGAUGACAGUAAGUUCGGCUUCAUUGUGAUCGACGGGAGUGGCGCUCUGUUCGGGACACUGCAAGGGAACACCAGAGAGGUGCUGCACAAGUUCACUGUGGACUUACCCAAGAAACACGGCAGGGGCGGUCAGUCUGCACUGCGUUUUGCCCGGUUGCGGAUGGAGAAGAGACACAACUACGUGCGGAAGGUGGCAGAGACAGCGGUGCAGCUCUUCGUGUCCAACGACAAGGUCAACGUGGCUGGCAUGGUGCUAGCUGGGUCUGCAGACUUCAAGACCGAGCUCAGCCAGUCCGACAUGUUUGACCCGAGGUUGCAGGCGAAGGUGCUGAAGCUGGUCGACAUCUCGUAUGGUGGAGAGAACGGCUUCAACCAGGCCAUCGAGCUGUCGGCCGAGGUGCUGUCCAACGUCAAGUUCAUCCAGGAGAAGAAGCUCAUUGGCCGGUACUUUGACGAAAUUAGCCAGGACACGGGGAAGUACUGCUUCGGGGUGGAGGACACGCUGAAGGCUCUAGAGAUGGGCGCAGUGGAGAUCCUCAUCGUCUACGAAAACCUCGACAUCAUGCGCUACGUCCUGCGAUGUCACGGCACCGAGGAAGAGAAGAUUUUGUACCUUACGCCAGAGCAGGAGAAGGACAAGUCCCACUUCACAGACAAAGAGACGGGGCAGGAGCACGAGCUGAUCGAGAGCAUGCCCCUGCUGGAGUGGUUCGCCAACAACUACAAGAAGUUCGGCGCCACGCUGGAGAUUGUCACGGACAAGUCGCAGGAGGGCUCGCAGUUCGUCAAGGGGUUCGGCGGCAUUGGGGGGAUCCUGCGGUACCGAGUGGAUUUCCAGGGGAUGGAGUACCAGGGUGACGACGACGAAUUUUUUGACUUGGAUGACUACUAGGUAGUCCAGACUGGGGCGUCAACACCACCUCUCUUCCUCCUUCAGUGAGAGAGGGAGGAAUGACCACAUACCGAGAGAGGGAGAGGGAGACGGCAGGAGAAAUGUCUUCACAACACAGCGCGUGUCUGCGGGGCGCCCCUGCCCUGGCCCAGCGGCCGUGCCGGGGCGAGGGGGGCUCCCCUUGUCUAGACGUUUCUCUUCGCAGUCAUAGGAACGUGUCCCGGCCCCUGAGAGAUCAGAGCGCUGCCCCCUCAUCCCACAGCGCUUCGGACUCACGAUUCCCAAUCUUAUAAUUAUAGAGAGAACUAUUUUUCUUUAUUUCUCCCUCUCCCACCCCGCCAGCGAGCUCCCCUCCCUGCCCUCCCCCCAUUUUUUUUUUUUUUUACAGGCAUCAGCUGCUGUUGUAUUUUAUGAAGUUCAAUUUUUUUUUUACCUUGGGUUCUGUAGAAGAGCGGAAGUGUAUUAAAUUUGAAACUGCUUAACAACAUUUAA
Lepisosteus oculatus (spotted gar) is the source of this 2123-nucleotide messenger RNA. RefSeq names its product eukaryotic peptide chain release factor subunit 1. Gene Ontology annotation, biological process: cytoplasmic translational termination. The record is from RefSeq and is a predicted model, not a curated record. Gene Ontology annotation, molecular function: translation release factor activity, codon specific; sequence-specific mRNA binding. Lineage: Eukaryota; Metazoa; Chordata; Actinopteri; Semionotiformes; Lepisosteidae. Gene Ontology annotation, cellular component: translation release factor complex; cytosol.